Molecule: messenger RNA, 1394 nt
Organism: Aspergillus heteromorphus CBS 117.55
Lineage: Eukaryota; Fungi; Ascomycota; Eurotiomycetes; Eurotiales; Aspergillaceae
Product: NAD(P)-dependent alcohol dehydrogenase
Exons: 3
Coding region: 178-1278 (366 amino acids)
Biological process (GO): D-sorbitol catabolic process
Molecular function (GO): zinc ion binding; L-iditol 2-dehydrogenase (NAD+) activity
Source: RefSeq, a predicted model, not a curated record
CUUAUAUCGAAGCAUAUCUGGCCCAAAAUACGUAUCUCACAAAGCCGAGUAACAGACCAGUUAAAUAGGAAGACGAACCCUGCUGCAUCACAAAUAUAUCCAUUUCCUUUACUUAUAUUUCAAUACAAACAUCCUCCCCCAUAUCUUGACAAUCAUCAUUAGUGGUGACCAGAAAUCAUGAGUGCCCAGAAUUCCACUGCCCAGAAUCUUUCAUUUGUUCUGGAAGGCAUUCGCCAGGUCAAAUUUGAGGACCGACCCGUUCCCGAAAUAAAAGACUCUCAUGAUGUGCUCGUUAAUGUCAGGUUCACUGGCAUAUGCGGCAGCGAUGUCCACUAUUGGGAACAUGGCUCCAUUGGACAGUUUGUUGUGAAGGACCCCAUGGUAUUGGGACAUGAAUCUUCUGGAGUAAUUUGCAAAGUCGGUUCGGCAGUCACCGGCUUGAAGGUAGGAGAUCGUGUUGCCAUGGAACCUGGUGUCCCAUGUCGCCGAUGCGAGCCUUGCAAAGCAGGAAAAUACAACCUCUGCGAGAAGAUGGCUUUCGCAGCAACCCCUCCCUACGAUGGCACCCUUGCCAAGUACUAUGUCCUACCAGAGGACUUCUGCUAUAAAAUACCCGAAAACAUUACUAUGCAAGAGGCGGCAGUUAUGGAGCCACUUGGAGUCGCUGUACACAUUGUCAGACAGGCUGUUGUCAACCCAGGCCAAUCAGUGGUGGUAUUUGGAGCCGGCCCCGUCGGACUUUUGUGCUGUGCCGUGGCCAGAGCUUAUGGUGCAUCCAAAAUCAUCGCCGUGGAUAUUCAAAAGGAUAGGUUGGAGUUUGCAAAGAAGUAUGCAGCAACUGCCAUAUUCGAGCCCGCCAAAGAGGCCCCUUCCGCGAAUGCUGUUCGGAUAAUAGAGGAAAAUAAUUUGGGACCGGGUGCAGAUAUCGUCAUUGACGCAUCAGGAGCGGAAGCUUCGGUCCAUACAGGGAUACAUGUCCUCCGUGCUGGUGGGACAUAUGUGCAGGGUGGCAUGGGUAGGAGCGAGAUCACUUUUCCAAUUAUGGCGGCUUGCACCAAGGAAUUGAACAUCAAGGGUAGCUUCCGUUAUGGCAGCGGUGACUACAAGCUUGCAGUAUCUCUGGUUGCUUCUGGCAAAAUAGACGUGAAGGAACUAAUUACUGGCAUCGUGAACUUUGAGGAUGCUGAGCGAGCAUUCGAAGGGGUUAAGGCUGGGAAGGGCAUCAAGACACUGAUUGCUGGGAUUCCUGACACUUCUCCAGGCCCCUUCGGAUUGUGAACACUGUCAACAAUGAUUGCUCUGAUGUGAAUAUUGGUUUUUUUCUCUUGAAACUUUUAAUUUGACUCAUUCCUUGUUUUCUUUUCAUAAAAGCAAGGCCGAUUCAACAGAUAGGC